Messenger RNA from Sesamum indicum (sesame), 1076 nucleotides. RefSeq names its product auxin-induced protein 22D. Gene Ontology annotation, biological process: regulation of DNA-templated transcription. The record is from RefSeq and is a predicted model, not a curated record. Gene Ontology annotation, cellular component: nucleus. NCBI's taxonomy places the organism in Eukaryota, Viridiplantae, Streptophyta, Magnoliopsida, Lamiales, Pedaliaceae.
AUGGAAAGAUCAGCAGCAGCGUUCGAGAAUGAUCUGAAUCUCAAGGCAACUGAGUUGAGAUUAGGGUUGCCCGGAACGGAUAAUGAACCCGACCACCAGCAGUCUUCUUCUUCUUCUUCUUCUCAACUCAUCAAGAACAACAAGCGCUCCUGUUCAGAAAUGGACGGGGCUCGCCAAACGGGUCAACAGCAAGAAUCCGGAGCCCCGGCUCCAAAAGCACAAGUGGUUGGAUGGCCACCGGUUCGGAAUUACCGGAAAAACGUUCUGGAGCAGCAGAAAAAGCCCGAAUCGGAUACUGGAUCCGGGAUGUUUGUGAAAGUGAGCAUGGAUGGAGCUCCAUAUUUGAGGAAGAUUGACCUCAAGUUCUAUAAGAACUACUUGGAUCUACUCAAGGCCUUGGAGAACAUGUUCAAGUGCACCAUAGGGGUGUACUCAGAGAGAGAAGGUUACAAUGGAUCUGAAUACGCACCAACGUACGAAGACAAGGAUGGUGACUGGAUGCUUGUGGGAGAUGUUCCAUGGGACAUGUUUGUUACUUCUUGCAGAAGGCUGAGAAUCAUGAAAGGCUCGGAAGCUAAAGGCUUGGCUUGCCUAUAGGCUAUAGAUACAACCAAACGAGGUCUUGUUCGAAUUUCAUGCACAAGGAAGAGGAUGAUGAUGAGCAACUCUUGAUGGGCUAAUUAGGGUUCUUCAGUUAGAUAUUCAGACAGUCGACACAAGCUGUGAGAUACGAGGCAUCAGAAUUAUUCAUGGGUGUGAUUCUUGGGCCUCUUGAUCAUGAUCAGUGUUUUUCUUAGGUUUCCUGCAAGAGAAACGUCUACACAGGAGGAGAAAGGGUUUUAAUUAACAUCAUGCAUGUGUACAGAGAUGUUAGAGAACUUGAUGAUGUUGUUUUCCUCAUCACUUCUUUUUGUUUUGAAUUUGUAAUGUAUUUACAGAGUAUACGUAUACUACAACAUUUAUACCAUACUAAUUACUGGAAAAGGAAAGCCAUUUUUUAAGGUUGGGAAUGGCUGAAAUAGAUCAAUUUAAAUUGUAAACCAUUGGGUAUAUAUAUAUCAAAUAUUAAUGUUGCA